Molecule: messenger RNA, 5387 nt
Organism: Xiphophorus maculatus (southern platyfish)
Lineage: Eukaryota; Metazoa; Chordata; Actinopteri; Cyprinodontiformes; Poeciliidae
Product: ephrin-A2-like
Exons: 4
Coding region: 1752-2378 (208 amino acids)
Biological process (GO): ephrin receptor signaling pathway; axon guidance; osteoclast differentiation
Cellular component (GO): plasma membrane
Molecular function (GO): ephrin receptor binding
Source: RefSeq, a predicted model, not a curated record
UUUUUUGAUUUUUCUCUCUACAAGGCCUGCACACCUAGAAGUUGUGUAACUAACCAUUGAUCUGUUCUCAUUUUCACGUGUGAGAGAAACGUUUUUUUGGGCGGGGGUAGACCAACAAGAUCGGCUCCAGUCCCGAGGACCAUGUCUUUCUGGUUGCACAUAUGGUUGCGUGUGGAGGGGGAAGAAGGAGCGCCGCAGUUCGCUGAUACCUGUCAGGAGGUUUGCAGCUCUCGAGUUUUAAAUUCGGCACUCUGUCUGGUUGCCAUUUGGGCCCUAAUGGACUCUAAUGAAAAAUGACUCCACUGUUGCGGCGAUCCUUCAGAAGGUCUUCUCCUUCUUCCUCCUCUCUCAAGCAGAUCCCCGGGUGUAGCAGCAGCAAAUGUGACUGGCAUCUGAAUUUUGAAAUGAUGUCCAUUUCAAAAACGACAAAUGUCAGUUGUUAAUGAAAAGUUUUUUUUUUGUUUUUUUUUUUUAAAAAAAAGAAACAUAAAGGAAUGUCACUGUUUUUAACUGUUAGUUUAUGAACAUUUUUUGUCUUUCUGUUGUGUCUUUUUAGUUUGUAAUUAUAUUGUAGCAAUUAAUGAUAAUAGAGCUCUUUGAUUGGACGCCCCAUGUAGCUGCAUUGUUCGUUUGUGCCUCAGGCCGGAUCUGGAUAAGAUUUGGUACCCUCUAUAGUGAGAUUCAGCAUAAGUUUCCAUUUGAGCGCUAAUGCCACUCAUUUAAAGAACAAAAAAAAACCCAACAACAACACGUAAUUAUGGCGCAUUUUACGUUAAUUAACUUUUAAUGAGUGUUUAAUGACUUCUACGCGCUCUCCGUUGUGUAUCGCUAGGGCGCAGUGAGUCAGCCGGCCCCUGGUCCCCAGAGGAAGCGCGGGCCACAAGCCCCGCCCGCUCUGAAAGAGAAGCGAGCGCUGGAUGGAGAGAGAAAGAGAGGAAGGGGAAGGGGGAGGAUAGAGAUGGAGCGGGUUACUUUACACCAAAUCAGGGUUUCAGUGAGUAACACUGCCGCCAUAGGUGGAGGUUGCAGAGAAGCAUGCAAGGAUUAAAGCUGUGACUGAACCCGACGGGCUCCCCGCUCGCACCUGGUCCUCGCCGUGACGCACAGGUUACCGGAGUCACGUCGGAGCGGAGCCGGCGGCGGCGGAGGGAUCAACCAAGUUUGGGAUGCAGUGAGAGAGUCUGAGAGAGGAUGCUCGCGCCUCGCAGUUCUUAUUGCGCUUUAAAUUUGGACGGAAAAUAAGGUCGCCCGCGUGGGAUGCGGAAGGGUCAGAUUUUGUCUGGCGUGCGUCAGCCUUAGACAGCUCUAGAAAUAUGCGCGGAUUUUGUCUUGUUCGCGCCGAGCAGCGAGGAGAUCACCGAUAGAAUCCCAAAUCCGUGGAUGAAUUUUGGAGAAGGACCUGGAAGAGGGAGGAGGGCGUGGGGGGAUCUGAUCCAAUGUGGCGCAUCCACCGCUCUUGACUGCGCGUAAUGGGGAGAAAAGUUUUUUCGGACGCGCUCGCAAAUAACAUGUGAAUCCCGCUCCUUCUGAACGCAGCCGACGAAGUUUCCGAGUGAAUUUCAAACCAUCCAUUAUGACUUGAAACACCCUCGGGGUGAUCGGGACUCCAAUCAAACCAGUUAGCGAUCCCCGCACCGCCAAAGACGCGCAGACGGACGUUCAUGAUCUAGACAAGAGAGGAAUUCUGCAGCAGCGGCAGCCACGCAGUGAAACCAGCCCGAUCCGCUUUAUCAGAGAGAGGUUCCGUUCGGAUGGCUGUGAUGCUGUACCAGCUUGGCCAGAGGUGUGUGAUGGAGCUGGUACUGCUGACCGUCCUGUCCUGGGUCUCCGUGUGGGCGGAGGAGAAGAUCAUAUUUGACAGACACGCUGUUUACUGGAACAGCUCCAACCCCAAGUUCUGGCACGGCGAGUACAGAGUGGCAGUGAACAUCAACGACUAUCUAGACAUCUACUGUCCUUACUACGAGGGUCCUCCAUCCCACGGGCGAAUGGAGCGCUACAUCCUUUUCAUGGUCAACCACGAAGGCUACACUUCCUGCCAGCACAGGAUGCGCGGCUUCAAACGCUGGGAGUGCAACCGCCCCAGUGGAACCGACGGGCCCCUGCGCUUCUCAGAGAAGUUCCAGCUCUUCACGCCCUUCUCGCUGGGCUUCGAGUUCAGGCCCGGACACGAGUACUACUACAUCUCGUCUCCUCACCCAAACCAUGUGGGCCGGGCAUGUCUAAAGCUGAAGGUGUAUGUCAGACCUCCAGAUGGGUCGGGAUACGAUUCUCCGGAGCCGUUCCUGACUGACGGAGGUCCGGGCUCCGGUGCAGGCUGGGCGGUUCUGUUAGCGGCUCUGGCCCCGCUCGUCCUGGGACCCGUCUUCAGGCUGUGACUACCCCACCCCCGUCUCCCUCCUCUUCCCGGAGCGCCCAUCCUGGGAUGAUGGGCUGGGCUGGCUGUCCCUCUAAAUCCACCACCCCUCAGGGAAGCCCUUUGUCCUCCACUCUCCUUCUUCUUCCCACCUCCACCUGCAGUAUGACCACCAACCACCCUCCACUGCCAGCCCUCUUUUAUGGCGCCCAGCCACAGACACCCUUUCCUGGAUUACCUGCAAUGUUGUUGGGGUUUUUUUUAAGCAGUCUGGGAAGCUACCCUUCCUUCUCUUAUCCCUGAAUCCUCGGUGGAACAGCACCUUUUAGCUGAAAACACAAGAGAAAUGUCUCAGCACUCAUAUCAGGGGGUCCUUUUUUGACUUUUGACUCUUGCCCACUGAUGGGGUUAGAUGUAGCCAUGGCUAUGAUUAAACUUGUCAUUCCAGUGCAGUCCCUAUCUUCCGAUCACGGCGGGGGGUUUGGGAAGUGAGAGGGGCAUCGUACGAUAGGCCUGAAUGCACAAAAAUUGGUUUUUCGCUGCUUCCUCGAUCUAUGAAUUGGAAGUGGCCAAGCUCGCAUUGAAAUUUGAAUUCAAUAGGACGUAGACCAUCUCCAAAGUGCAAUGAGGAUAAGAGUAAUUACGACGAGAGCAGGAGAAAAGUGACCUGGACUUUGCUGUGAUGUGAAAAGAAAAGUGUGAAAGAAUAUAGCUGACAAAAAAAAAAUAAGGCAGAGUGGGAAAUGUAACUUACUGCAGUGCCCAGGAAACUUAUUUAUACACCUUGAGCUUUUUACAAUUUUGUAAUCUCCAACCUCAAGUUUUAAUGUAUUUUCCUGACAUUUUAUAUGAUAGAGCAAUGCAACAUAGCACAUAACUGUGACGUAGAAGUAAAAACAUAUGGUUUUUGUUUUUUUAUAAAUAAAAAUAUGAACAUGUGGCAGGCGUUUAUGUUCUCUCUCCUGUAUUCCAUCUUUCUCUUCAAGUCUUCUGGGGUUGUAGCUCUGCCAGCUUUGCACAUCUCUACAACAGCUUGCCUCAUUCUUAACUGUAAAAUACCUGCAGUUCAAUUAGCUUGGAUGAAGAGUCUGCAAACUUGAAAUUUCAAGUCCUGACACAGAUUCUUAAUUGCAUUUAGGUCUAGACUUUGACUGGGCCAUUCUAACAUGUGAAAACUUUGAUCUAAGCUCCACCAUUGCACUCUCAAAUGCUCUGCAGCUUUUUCUUGCAUGUUAGCAUAGUUGGACACUCAUCUCUUGAUAGAUUUGGUUUCUUUCCAUAAUCGGAUGAUGGACUGAAAGAGCUCUGUGAGAAGAGAACUGAAUUCUUAUCGGCGCCGCACUCUUCACAUUUUUAUGAGCAAAAACAGUUGGAACAAUUAUACUGCUCUGUGUUGCUCUAGCACAUAAAACCCCAGUAAGACACAGCGAAUUUGAUGUAAUGUGACAAAAUGUGAAAAAGUUCAAGUGGUAUAAACACCUUUGACAAAACACUGCAAGCUGUGUGCGUUCGCUAUGAUUUUCCAGGAGCUCUGACUUUGCAUUUUGGCGACAAGUAUAACCAUAGCCUGUUUUAGCGGGGAGGGGGAUUGGGUGGGAUGUCAUGGGUGGGUUUGGUGGGAUGUAGAUUUUCAGGUGGGCUGUGUUUUGUCUUUUAUGUGUUUCUAAACAAAGCAUUUAUCACGGCCUGGCCUGCACAGGCGUAUCCAGCACUAGCUAAUGUUGUCUGGGUCGGGUGACUUUUGGAACCAGGACUUUCUCUUGUAUGAAUGUACCACUGGCCACCCACCUCUUUGUUGUUUUCUUUGUGUUUUUUUGUUUUCUCCGUAUUGUCAUGACUGUGGUCACUUACAGUACCUUCUCUCGGAUUGGCAGGAUUUAUCAAUGGCUCUGAGAUUCGACGAGAAGGCGGGGGUGAAGGGUGGGAGGGCAGGUGAGAAAAGGAGGCGACACUCAAGUUGCAUGACCACUGUGAAACCUUCAGAUCAAACUUGUUUCUAUUGAUAUAUUUUUUCAUGGUGAGAAAAAACAAAAUCAGAAAACAUCCCGCUUCAACUCUUUUGCUCUCCCUGAGACUUUUUCAGACAUCAAAGGCGGGGUGGGUGGGGGUAAUAUUCAGACUCCUUCCUCACAUAGUUUCUCCUGUCUGGGCUCUCAGUCGUUGAUGGAUUAGCUUGGGCUGGAAAGAUAAAUGGACCCGCAGGGCGAAACUGACUGGAAAUCGGCCCCCGAAGCCCAACUCGGAUCACGACGGACGUAAACAAGGACUGAAGCUGAUCCCGGGUCCGGGGGGUUAAACCAAUAAGGGAAGCACAUAGACUGUGGCAAAUCAGGCGAGGUGUGUGAGCGAGCUGUGUGUGAGGUAGCAUCACAAAAACACACAUAUGCACACCCCGACGACAUACACACACACACACACAAACACUUAAAGCGACAGUGAAAGCCCGCACGGACAAGAGCGAGCAGUCAAAGAAAGAGUGUGUUUGAUGGGACUCAAGUAUAAAGAGUAAGCACUGUGAACACGCGCACGCACACACACCCAUGUAACAAUCCAUAAACAGAUAACCACACUUGCCAGCAUACAUGCAAAAAAAACAAGAGUGCAGUUGUAGACAUUUACAAAGACAUGCAAACGUGUACAAAACACAAACAAGGGGAAAUGCUUGUUCCCCUAUCCCAUCUUAUUUUUGUAGCAUUUAAAAUCACUGUUAAUUACUCCUUGGUGGAAUGCAGUGAUGGGGUUAUCGCCUCAGAAGGAUUACAACAACAACAACAAAAUGUGUCUUCUCUUCUUCUGUUCCACUGAUGCUGUCCCUCUAUCGUUUCUUCUUUUUCUCCGCCGGUUCGUGAUCCACGGUUGGUAGAGGCUCCAGGUCUGAGCGUCAUGUAUGAGUUUGUCUCCUUUUCUGUUCGUGGUGUUUUUAGGGCGGGCCUUCGCCGCCGGGGUCGUUCAGUUGGGACGGUGGCGUACGCAGAGGUCGGCUCGGGGAGAGAAACACACAAAUAAAGAUUGUCUUUUGUCUACUCGAAAA